This is a messenger RNA of Prunus armeniaca (apricot), 393 nucleotides long. Lineage: Eukaryota; Viridiplantae; Streptophyta; Magnoliopsida; Rosales; Rosaceae. The record is from the annotation of a GenBank genome assembly.
AUGAGGGUUUGGAUGCCGGUGGCAAUGGUGAAGAGGAAAAGAGACAGGGAGGAAGAAGAAGAGAGAGGGAUGGCACCCAUGGAACGCAGUGGGGUUUUAGGGGAGGGGCGGCGAUUGUUUUUGUUCUUCCACCUCAGUUUUGACAAUGAAAUCCUAAGCUCUGUUCUCAAGAAAACUAGGAGACCCCUUUCCAAGCUCGUGGGUAAAAACUUUGCAGCCAUCUCAAUUCAAGGAACAUCAAGCAGUAAUGCUUUGGAAGAUGGAGUUGACGAAGGCUCUGCCUUCAAGAAUGUUAGUCCAAAUAUCAUGACAAAAUUUGAAGUCAGAGGCAUUGGCAUUGGCAAUCCAUUAGAUGCUGGAUCUGUGAAAAAAUGUGGAGGAUUUACAACAUGA